Neurospora tetraspora is the source of this 458-nucleotide messenger RNA. RefSeq lists its product as uncharacterized. The record is from RefSeq and is a predicted model, not a curated record. The coding region runs from base 103 to 369 and encodes 88 amino acids. The transcript has a single exon. Lineage: Eukaryota; Fungi; Ascomycota; Sordariomycetes; Sordariales; Sordariaceae.
CGAUACUCCCAUAAGGGUCCGGAUCUUUGAGGAUGUCAGAGAGAUACCACCAGCUUUAUUUGAAUCGUUAUCCGUCUGAUCUCCAGCAAGCUAUAGGUAGGAAUGACUAGGCUGGGUUCGAUAAUCUACUUGAUUCGACAUAUGUUUCUUUCUGCUCCUUCCUUCCUCUCUACAACCAACUGCAUUCCUCCCACACAAAACAAAUCCAUCUAUCCGCAACAGUACACAGCCACGAGAAAUCAGAAUCAAGAAACAUGGAAUGUCUCGAAGCCGAUCUCCCGUCUGCACGUCUUCUCCCUCAGGCAAAGCGAAACCCCUGCUCCCCUGUCACUGGUUCAUUGGACCAUUGGACCAAAGACCAUGUUUUGAGAAUGUGGGCUAAUAAUGUAGGGUGGGCGGCUAAGUUUUGCAUGACACUAGUCCAAGUGGGACGAAUUAGUCCGGCUUACCUACCUUCG